AGUAGCAGCCACGGUGUGGUGACACUUGUCGUCCCGUGACUCCCGGUUAACGUCAGCUCGGGUCGGCCCGGUGUCGGGGUUGUUUUUCUUUUUUGGGGGGGGGGCUGGUGUUGCUACGGUUACCUUCCAACUGGAGCAGUGAGUAAAGGAAUAUUAUCAUGGCGGCCACAGAUCCCCGGUCCUCGAGUGACGGUGGGCCGGCCAGCAGAGGAGGAUUCCCGGCGGGGGAGAGCAGCAACGACCGGGACGGGCCGAGCGGCGGCGGCGGAGGAACCGGAGAAGGAGAACGGGACCGGGCCACCUUUGAAUGCAACAUCUGUUUGGACACUGCCAGGGACGCUGUCAUCAGCAUGUGCGGCCACUUAUUCUGCUGGCCCUGUCUUCAUCAAUGGUUGGAGACGCGGCCCAGCAGACAGCAGUGUCCGGUGUGUAAAGCCGGCAUCAGCAGAGAGAAAGUCAUCCCGCUGUAUGGCAGAGGGAGCUCCAGCCAAGAGGACCCCAGGUUGAAAACUCCACCUCGGCCUCAGGGGCAGAGAACAGAGCCAGAGAGUCGAGGCGGGAUGUUCCAGGGGUUCGGCGACACCGGCUUUCACAUGUCUUUCGGCAUCGGGGCUUUCCCCUUCGGCUUCUUCACUACAGUCUUCAACACCAACGACCCUUUUCACAGAGCAGACCAGUAUGCAGGUGAUCACCAAGGCAACGGUAACCUCAACAACGGCAACAACAACUGGCAAGACUCCCUCUUCCUGUUCGUGGCCAUCUUCUUCUUCUUCUGGCUGCUGAGCGUGUGACAGGGCAGCGAGGAGAGGGGACGACAGCACGAGAGAUGUCAAUGCAUGGAAAAGACGAGGGGGGGGGGGGGUCGACGACCGAGAGGGGAGGAGCGCAAAUUUAAAGAUAUAAGAAAAAAAGAAGAAAAAAAAAAACCCUCACUCACACACACACACUCUUAACUUGAGCCACAGACACACACUCAUGUUACAUUUCCUAGCAGGUACUAACUUUGGGAGAGUGGAGCGUUAUUAAUCCCCACAAAAACAAGAAUUUACAGGAAUUUGGCAAAAUUCACCUUUAUAGGAU
Scomber japonicus (chub mackerel) is the source of this 1080-nucleotide messenger RNA. It is a transcript of the gene rnf5, whose product is annotated as ring finger protein 5. NCBI's taxonomy places the organism in Eukaryota, Metazoa, Chordata, Actinopteri, Scombriformes, Scombridae. Gene Ontology annotation, molecular function: metal ion binding; ubiquitin protein ligase activity; ubiquitin-like protein conjugating enzyme binding. Gene Ontology annotation, cellular component: endoplasmic reticulum. Gene Ontology annotation, biological process: ubiquitin-dependent protein catabolic process. The transcript has 6 exons. Bases 159 to 791 code for a protein of 210 amino acids. The record is from RefSeq and is a predicted model, not a curated record.